GUGAGCGCUACAGAGAGAGAGAGAGAGAGAGAGAGAGAGAGAGAGAGAGGGAACAGUCUCCGUUGUCUAAGAGGUUGAAGGAUCAAUAGAGAGGCUUGUUGUGGCGGUUGUGAUUCUGUUCCGUCUGUGUGUCGGAGCUGCAUGGUGUUAGAAGGAGGAAUCCUAGUUCCCACAGACCUAUUCCAGCAUGCUCACAGACCCUGAGCUACCUCAGGAGUUUAACAGGAUGUCUUCCAAGCGACCAAUCUCUCCAUAUGGGGGGACAGAUGGAGAAGUAGUCAUGGCAACCAGCAGACAGAGACUGGAAGAGGAAGAGAGAGAUGAUGGACAGGCUGUCAUGCACCUCCCCCUGACUCCCUACUGCAGCAAGGUGUCCCCCCUCUCUCCCCGCCCCCUGGAGCCCCCUACCCUGCACAGUGCCAUGGACCAGGAUGGCAGUAAGCAUUGGUCUCUGAGUCCCUACCCCCAGAACAACUCCUCUACCUCUCCAGGCAGUAAGCAGCAGGUGGAGGAGGGGGGUUCAGGGGCCGCAGCGCUGGGGACCCCAGAGAGACGUAAGGGCAGCCUGGCUGACGUGGUGGACACACUAAAACAGAGGAAGAUGGAGGAGCUCAUCAAAAACGAACCAGAAGAAGCCCCCAGCAUUGAGAGGCUGUUGUCUAAGGACUGGAAGGACAAGCUGUUGGCCAUGGGAUCAGGACAUUUUGGAGAAAUCAAAGGUACCUCAGAAAGCCUGGCAGAGAAGGAGCGCCAGCUGAUGGGCAUGAUCAGCCAGCUGAGCAGCCUGAGGGAGCAGCUCCUGGCGGCCCAGGAUGAGCAGAAGAAAGUGGCCGCCUCGCAGAUGGAGAAGCAGCGGCAGCAGAUGGAGCUGGCCAAGCAACAACAGGACCAGAUUGCUCGGCAACAGCAGCAGCUUCUGCAGCAGCAACACAAAAUCAACCUCCUGCAGCAACAGAUCCAGCAGGUCCAGGGGCAGCUGCCUCCGUUGAUGAUCCCAGUGUUCCCUCCAGACCAGAGGACUCUGGCUGUAGCUGCUGCCCAGCAAGGCUUCCUGCUGCCCCCCGGAUUCAACUACAAACCAGGCUGCAGUGACCCUUACCCUCUCCAGCUGGUACCUACUACCAUGGCAGCAGCUGCUGCCGCGGCAACGCCAGGCCUCGGUCAACUACAGCUCCAGCAGCUGUAUGCAGCUCAACUGGCAGCAAUGCAGGUGUCUCCAGGGGCCAAACACAGCAGUAUGUCCCAGACCAACCUGAACACCCACUCUCCCACCAACACUCACCAUGAGAAGAGCCGCAGCACCCCGCCGCCCAAACCCAAGGACGAGGGUGCUCAGCCCCUGAACCUGUCGUCCAAGCCUAAGACAGCAAGCGAGAGCAAGUCACCCACCUCCCCCGCUUCCCCACAGGUCCCCACCAUGAAGCUGGGUCACCAUGGCACCGGGUCCAUGAAACACAGCACAGCCCCCUCCAGCGUCGGAGGACCACCGUCCAGAGUCAGCUCCAUAGACCUGCUGUCAUCCCUGUCCUCGGGGGGCUAUCUGAACGACCACGAGGCUGUGACCAAGGCCUUCGCUGAGGCCAGACAGAUGAAGGAGCAGCUGAAGAGAGAACAGCAGGUGUUGGACGCCAAGGUGGCCGCCGUCAACAACCUCAGCCUGAACAACGGACGCUCCGACAAGGAGAAGGCAGCUCUGGAGAGUCUGAGCCACCAGCUGAAGCAGCAGACAGAGGACAGAGAGAAGUUCAACCACACCAUGAUGGACUUCACCAUGAGUGGAGACUCAGAUGGCAGCCCCAGUGUGUCUGAUUCCAGGAUGUUCCGUGAGGCCCGGGGCCGAGGCAACAGCGAACCACACAUUAAACGACCCAUGAAUGCUUUCAUGGUCUGGGCAAAGGAUGAGAGGAGGAAGAUUCUCCAGGCUUUCCCCGACAUGCACAACUCCAACAUCAGCAAAAUCCUCGGUUCUCGUUGGAAGUCCAUGACUAACCUUGAGAAGCAGCCGUACUACGAGGAGCAGGCCAGGCUGAGCAAGCAGCACCUGGAGAAGUACCCGGACUACAAGUACAAACCCCGGCCCAAACGGACCUGUCUGGUGGACGGGAAGAAGCUGAGGAUUGGAGAGUACAAGGCCAUUAUGAGGAACCGCCGGCAGGAGAUGAGACAGUACUUCACUGUGGGACAACAGGCCCAGCUGCCCUUGUCCUCGGCGGGCGUGGUGUACCCAGGUGCCCUUUCCUUGGCAGGCUUGCCCUCCCCCCAGAUGCCCUCGGAGCACUCCUCACUGUCCAGCAGCCCCGAGCACGCCGCCCCACCCCUCCAGACCCCCUACCACCCCAGCCUCAAGGGAGACGAGACCCGAGUCAAACAGGAGGAGCUGCGAUUGGACGACAGCAAUGGUGAUGCGUACGACGACUUUGAUUAUGAGGAUGAGGAGGGAGAUUAUGGAAGCGAUAACGACAACCACCAAUAAUCGGGACGCAGAGCCAAUCAGAAUCAAUUACCCAGCUUCUUGCUGGAAACAACCCUGUCCAUCCACCAAUCCUGAUUGACUAUCCGUCCCUUAUAUCCAAUCACAUCCAAUGUCACAAACCUCGCCCUCCUUUACCCCUUAACCAACAAGAACUCUGGAACCUCAGAGCCAAGCCCCUCCCAUUGGAAUCCCGAUACCAGCAACCGACCAAUCAAAUCAAGCACAGGACCUGUCACUCACACUGACUGUUACACAGACUGGAGUCUAGGAGGAGAUAAACUGAUUGCCGUGACUUCUGCUGAGUACUACACAGUACUACAGGGUACUAACAAAGUACUACAAGGUAUACUAGAGUAUUACUGCUGUGUACGCCAGAGGCAAGAUGAGAUAUACAUUAUGUCAUGAGUAAGCUACUAUAUGAGGAGAAAACACAGAAAAAACAACCUUUUAGACCAGUUUGAUUUCAAAGAGACAUUUUUUUAAAACAGCAGGCCUGUCAGUUGAUUAAAGAGACACUUUAAAAUGGCCGACCUGUUUGUUUAUAAAAGAGACACUUUUAAAACAGCUUUUUUUUUUCUUGGUUCUAUGAUGUUCUCACUCAGGUACACGGUGCCAACAAGUGGCUUGUGAAUGUGAUUUGUUGUUUUUGUGCUACAGUUUUAAUAAUAGAUACAAAAUAGAAAUGUUUCCCUUUUCAUUGUAAAGCACCUGACAGAAGUCAAAGCAAAACUUUUAUUUAGAAUUCUUCUUCUUUCUUCAAAUCAGUGUACUGUCAGCAGAUAUCCUCCCUCUGUGUGUGUGUGUGACUCCCCUUAUGAGAGUAAAAAUGGGACAGUCCAGUCAGGGCCACAGUGUUGGACAGUGAGGACCGGCUCACUUCAGGGGACUGUGGGGGGGACCUUAGUCUCUCAUCAUGGGCCAGCUUGGACAGUACAGUGUGAUGAGACAAUCUCCCACCAUCCCUCUUCUCUCCUUUUACACUCGUUCUUUUACCCUUUCUUUGGCUUUCUUUUAUUCUGAUCAUGAGGACUUUGGAAGGUACAAAGAAAGGUUUCUUUUAGAUAUGAAACACCCCCUUGUAUGUGUGUGAGAGUGUGUGUCAGCAAGCUCGCUGUGCGUGUGUGUGUGUGUGUUUAGUCUGUGUGAGCUGGUUUAGUCAUCACUAGGCAUUAGAUCCCAGAACUCUGUCCCUUUCCAAGACAAACAGAAACACUGGAGUUUCCCUUGUGAGCCCCCAGAACUUCAGUAUCCUGGUAUACAGAGACAGAGAAAGCCCUAUGGCUCUCUCAUACACUCACACACACACACAUACCCAAGCCCCAGUUCCCCAAUCGAAACCCCGCAACAACUCUACUCCGCUGCCAACUGAUCCAGCCAGCACCACAAGCGAACAGCUCUUACCCACAACCCAAACCCUCUCAUAAUACUCCCAAUUGAUAUAUCACACAAAGUUUGUGUGUAUUUUGUUCUAGAAGUUUGGUGGGUUCCUGUGGGCUCCUACUGGUAGUUUAGUUUGACAAAAGCACAAGAGUCUCUGCUGUCUGUCCCCGUUCCGUCCCUCUCUCUGAGAGUCCCCCUCUAUGUCCCCCUGUGUCUGACUCUGUCCCCGUCCGCGUCCCCAAAACACGUCAUUCUGCUGUUCUUAUUGGGAGGAGCUGAUGGUCAUAUCAGCACGUCAAUGUUUCCUUUGUAUUUCAAUACUGUAUUUUAUUAUUUUUAUUCAAACUGCCUCUAGUGUAAUAAUAUUAUUAACAAUAAUUAUAAUGAUGGUCAGCGUUUCUUUCAAUUUGAGUAAGUUAUGUACAGUAUAAUUUAUUUUGGCCUCUUAUUGGGUUUAUUAUGACCAAUAUGAAACUUCUUCGGUCAAUGAAGCAUUAUUAUAUUUAGCUGGUUUAGAGUAUUUACAUCUAAUGUUGUCCUUUUAUUUGAUACUUUAUUUGUAAUUUUGCAUUUUUUAGUUCCUGUUUUUAUCUGUUCUGUUUGUUUAGUACUAAUCCUAUAUGGACGCUGGGUGAGGAGGAGGAGCGACACGGACGACAGCCAAUGGACGGCUGUCGCUCUUCGUGAAGGAGACUGGACUUUCUAUUCACUAACUCUCUCCCCAUCCGCGUCCCUCAGCUUGACAACGUAACCCUUUUAUGUCCAAACCCACUUCUAAAAGCACUCAGACACUCUGUGUGGUCAGAGAAAAGAAGGUGAUUUUUUGGUUUCUUCGUAAUGGUUCAUGUAUAAUGUGAAGUUUCUUGGACUUUCUUUCUUUUUAUGAAGAUAAAAGAAAACGGUUACAUUAUUCUAUUCUGUUUCCUCUGAACAAAGGAGCGAGACUCCCGUUUACUAGGGUUGCUAUUUACACUGAGAUGCCGUGGAACAUCGUUGAGGCUGGCGGACACAGAGACACACAGACACAGCAGACACACACAAAUUAUUAGCAGACACAGUUGUGCAAAUGUCAUUUAAAAAAAAUCAAAUUAGGACAUGAUCAGAACACACACACACACACACACACACACACACACACACACACACACAUUUGCGACCCAUAGGAAAAUCAGUGUUUACUUUGCCUAUUCCACAAUGUUCUACAGCAUAACCUGACAUUCAGUAAGUAAUGACCUGUCAUAUCUAUGUGACUCCAGAACUCUGGGGACUUUACUUUGUUUUAGCUCCACACUAUGACCUAGCCAUUAGCCAUGUCCACUCACUCUACAGGUGUGCUGCCAGAUAGUGACCCAGCCCAGUCAUGCUUGCUGCAGAUGUUUACUCUGACACAAUCAAUCACAACCAUGCCUAUUGCCAGAUAGUGAGCCUCACAGUCAAUCAUACGUGGCCAUACAGACAACCUCACAAUCAGGCCACGGUGAGACCUAACGCUGGAGAAAGGGUGUCCUGUAUUCUGGCUGGAAGCUGUAGGUUAGACAAGUAGGCUAGACAGUGUGGGGAAAAGGAGGGGGUUACAAGUUACAAUCAUCCCAGCUUGCUAGGUCUGCCACAUACUGAGGUAUUAUACUGUACUUAGGGCCAGGAGUUUUGUGACCUGACCAUGUGACCUGACCAGGACAAACAUUGAGCUCUAGUUAUACUAAUGAAUAGAGUCCAACGUUUUUCAUGAGCAGGGUGACAGGAUGUUAGGCCCUGGUGAUGUUGGCCGACACAGGUGACCAUGAUCGCGAUGAAGAUGAUGAUGAUAAUAAUGAAGACAAUCAAAUGUCACGAGUGGAGCUCAAAACAAAGUCAGAGUUAGUCAAAAAAAAAAGAAAAACACAUAUCUGACCAUCUCAACUUGACAAAUGGAGAAAGAUAAUUAUGUACAUAUAACAUAGAGUUAUAGAUUUAUAUUUUGUUCAUAACACAGUGUAAUAUAAGUUGUAUAUUUCUUUUUCUCUUUUAUUGAUGUUAUUCAUGCUACAAUAAAAGCAGGAGUUGAUGUACUCUUACAAAAAAAAGAAGAAAAAUGACAAAUAAACAAAGGAAAGAACAAAAAAAGAGAGGCUGUGGGCUUGCCAUGCACCGUCUGUUCUGAGUUCACUUUUUCCACUAUUAUUGCCAGUCGAGGCUUUAAUAAAAACAGCGAUGUGUUCUGUAAUG
Messenger RNA from Oncorhynchus keta (chum salmon), 6058 nucleotides. Its product is annotated as transcription factor SOX-5-like. Gene Ontology annotation, biological process: regulation of transcription by RNA polymerase II; cell fate commitment; positive regulation of chondrocyte differentiation. The record is from RefSeq and is a predicted model, not a curated record. Gene Ontology annotation, cellular component: nucleus. Lineage: Eukaryota; Metazoa; Chordata; Actinopteri; Salmoniformes; Salmonidae. Gene Ontology annotation, molecular function: RNA polymerase II cis-regulatory region sequence-specific DNA binding; DNA-binding transcription factor activity, RNA polymerase II-specific.